Messenger RNA from Plasmopara halstedii, 5523 nucleotides. RefSeq names its product atp-dependent rna. NCBI's taxonomy places the organism in Eukaryota, Oomycota, Peronosporomycetes, Peronosporales, Peronosporaceae. Gene Ontology annotation, cellular component: intracellular anatomical structure. Bases 1 to 5523 code for a protein of 1840 amino acids. The record is from RefSeq and is a predicted model, not a curated record. The transcript is spliced from 2 exons. Gene Ontology annotation, molecular function: ATP binding; RNA binding; nuclease activity.
AUGGGCGUACGAGGAUUGACAAGCUACUGCCGUCAAAAUCAGACCAAAACAUCCAUUACGGAGCCAGAUCUCCAUGAUGUGACCUUGGCUGUGGAUUUUGUAGGUUUUCUAUAUCACGUAUGUGAAGAAGUUUAUAACGAAAGCAACGCGUCGUUCUCGUGGUUGCUGCUGGGCGGAUGCACACUGCGUCUCGAGCGUUAUGUGACGUCUUGGAUUAAGCGCUUGCACAAACGCAAAAUUCGUCUUGUGUUUAUCACAGAUCCGCCGCGGUGUUUUGGAGGCGAAAACCACCGCAAGGGCUACUGUCUUGAGGAGCGUGCAUCGCAGAAAGCUGAGCAAAUCAAGCAGCUGGCUCAGAGUCUCGAGGAAGGUCAUGCUACUCUCGCUACUGAAUCUGUUGAUAAUUCCAAACAAAAUCAAACAAUGAAAGAUUCGCAACUGAAAUUCCAACAGCAACAAAGAAUGGCGAGAACUUUAUUACAGACUAAUGGGCGGUUCCCAUUUGCUCGAGAAAAACUACGCAGCGUGCUCAAAAAGCACGGUAUUGGAGUUAAGACAGCGAGUCGAGAAGCUGAUGAAGAGCUGGGCAAUCUUGUGCGGUCGGGAAAAGCAUUUGCUGUAUUAGCAGAGGAUUCGGAUUUCUUAGUUAUGAGUGGCGUGAGGUACAUUCCAUUUGGAAAUUUGACUUUCUAUAAAAGUGAUGAGAAUCAAGAUCACUUAAAAAUUCAGGCAAGAGUGUUUUCCUCUGAUAUGGUAGCGAAAUCUCUUGGACUUGAGAUGGAACAGUUGGUUGACUUGGCUUUGCUGUGCGGCAAUGAUUUUACGCCAUUGCUUGAUAAUGAAUUCGAAAUGGCUACGAUUUUGGAUUUUCCGGUACAAAGAAAGAAGGGCAAACUUUAUCCAGUGAAUGCCGCGAGAUGGGUUGUAGAACAUAUGCCUAUACUACAUAACCCUUUUUUGAACAUGCUAGAGUCGAAAAGAGCAGGUUUUUUGCGAGCGCUAUUUGAGAUUUAUCGGUUUUAUGGCUAUGAUGAUUUGUUUCUUAUGAAAUUCCCCAUGAAAGUUGAGCCAAGUUUAUCGCCAAAGAAAUUAAAAAUGUAUAAAAAGCUGAUUGAUUAUUAUGAGUAUCCACCUAUGGCGGUUGACAUAUUGGAAACGAAAGCCUGUGGACUUAGCCAUCGAUUUGAUGUUAUGGCGGCAAUUUUUGGCCUGGAGGACAAGUCGCAAAAUGUAAUGCUUGCGCCAUUGCGGCGUUUGUCAUAUUUAGUAUUAGACAAUCCCGUUGUUGAAGAAAUGAUUGGUGGCGAUUGUAUUGAAGUUCAUGUUGCACCAUUAGAGUUUCUUCGCCCGUUUAUAUCGAUUCCUAUCCAUAGACGCAUGGCAAAUGAGGUUGGACAAAUGUUUAGUUCAUUGAUUAAUGUCCUUCUUUAUCAAGAUCCUAGCGGAGGGACUCCCAAGGUUACACAGUUUGAUAGCCUGCUCAGAAAGGAAGACAAAAUGGGAAUAGCAGUGACGAACGUUGUAUACGCUUUGCUCAUCAUAUGGAAACAAGACUGCACGUUUUUAAAGAGCGCGAAUCUGGUUGAUGAUCGUUUUUUGGAACUAUUAUUACUAUCUUCAUUGAUUUCACUUGCCGUGGAUUGUUGUAAGCAAAAAUCAAGUAAAUGGGAUCGCAUUCUGUUUGAUGAGCAACUGUUAAAUUUACAAAUCUACGCCAUAGUCGGCGAGUAUUUGGAAGUGCUCAAGCAAUUACAUCAAUUGCGGCUUCUUUUAGGAUGCAAAGUGCCACUUCUUUCGGGAUGCAAUACCUAUUUCUCGGGAGAAGUGUUCAUCAAAGUGUGUCACACCUUGAUGCAUUGUGAUUCCCAGGUAAAGAUUUCGCAAAAGAAAGGUACAGAAUUAUCUCAAAACGAAGUGGGAUUAGUGACGAACUCGUUUGCUGAAGUUGUCGACAAAAAUCGCUUCUGGUCGGAAUACAUUUCCAUCCGUUCGACAAUGCAGCGCCUAAAAGCGCUGGUCGUAUUACCCGUUGAUGUGGCAUACGCAAGCUUGACAUCCACGAGCGCGGCAACUACAGCAUUAGAAAAAGCUAUGCGAAGCAGUCGACACCAGUUUGUCAGUAAUGAUGGCACUUUGGUUGUACAACAUGCAGCUAUAGCCCCCUUGCCGCCCCUGCCUCCUGCUUUGCCAUUAAAUCGCCAAACAUCGGCACUGACACCCAGCUGUCCGCCGUUUCAGCGCAAUACUUCAGCUCCAUCGUUUCACGCGAGUCCUCAUAAGGGUUUGGUGCCUUCGUCUUUAGUAAAGCGUCUUGGCAGCGACAGUGCAUUGCGCGACAGUGCUGGAUAUUUUCUCGAGCCUGAGACUAAAACCGAUAAGCUACUCAAUUUAAAAGGAAUGAUGAAGACGUUGCCAGUAUAUGCCCAUCGCGAAGAUAUUUUGAAAAACGUGGCGUCAAAUCAGUUGACAAUUAUUCAAGGGGAGACUGGCUGUGGCAAAAGCACGUCUGUACCUCAGUUUUUGUACGACUCAUGGGCUAGCGGAAGCACGACUUCUAAACGUCCUGUUAAUAUCUACGUGACACAACCAAGGCGGAUUGCUGCAAUUGAAUUAGCUAAUACAGUGGCUAGGAUGCGAGAAGGUAACGAGUUUCAGGAAGAUGGCAAGAUAGGAAAUGUCGUUGGCUACCGUAUUGGCCAAAAGCAGAUGACGUCUAGCAAGACAAGAAUUACUUAUGUCACAACAGGGUACAUGGUUGAGCGCAUAAUUCACGACCCGGAAGCGCUAAUGAAGAUCACGCACCUGGUAUUGGAUGAAGUACACGAACGCAGUUUGGACGUGGACUUGCUCUUGCUUUUGCUUAAACUCCAGCUAAAAAACCAUUCUCACCUCCGUCUCGUGAUCAUGUCUGCAACUAUGGACGCUCAAGUCCUUAUUAAGUAUCUUGGUAAGGCCUCAUCGACAAGUUUGAUAAACAAAAAACCUCUUUUUGUCGGCUCCAAGUUGCACCCUGUGAAAAGUGUUUAUCUCGAUGAGUUAGCAGAUUACUUUCCAGAUUUGUGGCGACGUCGUAAGAAAGAUAUAGUAAGUAUGAGAGAUCAAUUUUUAAGGAUCUCCGAAAGUCGCAUAAGUGCCGGUAGCCAGAUAGCAAAGAAGGCGAUUACGAAAAUUCACGAGAAGCAGAUUGUUCUAAUUGAGGAAAUGGUACGUUUAUUAAUCGAUAGCCAGAUUCAUCAAAGUGGAUCGCAUUCACAGUGCAUUCUCAUCUUUGUCCCUGGUAUCGGAAGCAUCAAUGCGCUUUACGAAUCGUUGAGCCUUCUGGCUACGGGCGCAGAGGGUUCUGAUGUUCAGGUUUUGGUUUUACACUCGGGAAUUGAGCUGGAGAAUCAGCAGGAAGCUUUUAAGGUGCUUCCUGGAAGAUCAACAAAAGUGAUUUUGUCAACGAAUAUUGCUGAGAGUAGUGUAACUAUUCCUGAUGUUACCCACGUAAUUAAUUGCGCAAUCGAGAAGCAGAUCGAGAUUCCCAAUGCUGAAAGCUCGCAUGCAGAGGUCUUGAUGGAGUCUUGGUGCUCGCGCGCGUCUGUGCUGCAGCGUGCUGGGAGAGCAGGACGUGUCAUGCCUGGCGUAGCUUUUCACUUAUUUACGAAAGCAUUCCAAGACUAUUGUAUGGCAGAAUACAAUACCCCCGAGCUGUUACGAAAACCGCUUGACCGAAUAAUUCUUCAGCUAAAGGGACGGCUUAGUGAUUUUGGAGUCCCGAGUGUACUUCUUCAACAAGCUAUGGACGCUCCGGACCUCUCGCAUAUUCACGGGGCGUACAAACUGCUGGCGGCUUAUGAUGCGAUUGACUCUACAGAAGAGGAGGGUUCUCAGUUGACAAAAUUCGGGUCGUUUGUAUGUCAUAUGCCGCUUAGUCUCGAUCUCUGUCGGUUGUUGAUGACAGGCGCUUACAUGAUUCAAGACAUGAAUUCUGAGGAUAGGUCAUGGUCACUUUUGCUAAAUACCGUCAUUUUAGUGGCAAUUCUUUCAUUGCCAGAUAUCUUUAUGAUGCCGUCAUUUUAUCAUAUCAAAUCAGCACAAACAUAUGUACAAGAGAUGAAAAGAAAUCUUCAGGCAAAACUUCAGCUGGAUGGAGGGAUGUGGAGCGAGCCUUUGUCAAUAUGGCUCUUCUAUAUACAAAUGAUGAGUAAGCAUCGUGUAAACGUUAAGCGCAAUUUCAAUGGUGUCUUGCACAAACUGUCAAUCUCCUUUCGGCGAUACCAAACGCUAAACUAUUUGAUAUCAGAUCUAUGUGCGCGGCUAAUCUCUCUAUUCAAUAGCAAAAAUGGAGAGUUUGAUAAGCUUUUUGAUGCGAACACGAUUCUGAUGCUAAAUAAGCUUGAUGCGUAUGCAAGCUCUCAGCGGAUGGAUCAGGAACUUCUCAAUUUUGCUCGCGACACUAUCACGAGCAAGCGCAAUGUAGUGUGUAUUUUACGCUUCUUAAUCAUUCAGAACUAUGGUGAUCAGCUGAUUGGAUGCACCAGAGGCAAGCCGUCUAAUAUUGUCGAUGAUGAUGAAGACUGUGAUCGAGUGGACUUGAAUUUGGACAAAAUAGAAAUGGCAGCAUUUAUGUCGCUGUCAGAUCGAGAUAAAGCUACGCUAUUUAAUCAAUUGGCUGGCAGCGAUAAUCCGAUGGAUGAGCUUGCUUUUCUUGCUUAUGAUCAGAAUGUUGUGUCGAUUUACGCUUACACUACACCAAAGAGUCAGGCAGAAAGCGAUAUAAAUUGUUUUUUUGACGUAGCCGAGUCUACAAUGCAAGAAACAAGUUUUCCAGUCGCUUUACUUUACUACAUUCGUGGUGAGAAAUUUCCUGUGGACCUAAGUAUGCGACGAAACUCAGAAGAUGGCGAGCGAGUGUUUAAGUUUCGUGUAGCGGGCAGUAAUUUGUGCAAUCUUUCGUGGAAGCAGCAGAGGGACAAUGUCAAGGCGUCAACUGGCAGCCGCAGCCUGUUUUCACUUCCGAUUCGACCACUGAAGACCAAAAAGAAGAAGGGCACACCUGAGCCCAUCCUAUUAGCCGUCUAUGCCGAUCGCCUGUUUACUGGUGAUGAGACAAAAAUGUGGUGCACGAAUUAUACGCUCCUCCCCCCAAAUAGUAUAAGCUAUUACCCGAUCAUGUUGUUAGUAACUGCGUCGCGCUGUGCAAAUAUUCACCUGUUCAUGGAUGAGGAGGCAGGAGAGAUCUUACAUGUUAAGGUGGGGGCGCAGGACGCAACAUUUCCUCGGAAAAUGGCUUUGAAGGUCGAAGUACUUGCAACUAUCAAUACAGUUCGAGCAGCGUUGUCCAAUGCAUUAAAUUGGAGUGUUGAUUCUCGAAAACUCUGCGUGACAGACUUAUUGGCGUUGUCAAAUGAUUCGGUUUUCAUGACGAAGACGAGCACAGCCAACGAACAGCAAUGCAAAUGGCAAAAAUUAGUUAUCAACGAGCCGAACAAGGCAUUACUGGCGGAAGAUCGUCAGAUGAAAUCACAAAAACGUAUUUAA